GUGGAGCCCAGUGCCUCUGAGGCGGCAAAGCUUCCCAGCCCUCCAUCUGGUCUCAGCCCAGAGCCAAGGCCAGAAGAGGGCUCUGAGCCCGGCCCCAUGAGGACGCUACUGACCAUCCUGGCCGCGGGAUCCCUGGCCGCUCACACUGCUGAGAACACCUCAGAUCUUCUUCAGCACGUAAAAUUCCAGUCCAGCAACUUCGAAAACAUCCUGACGUGGGACAGCGGGCUGGAGAGCGCCCCAGACUUGGUCUACAGCGUGGAGUAUAAAACGUAUGGGGAGAGAAAGUGGCUGGUAAAGGAGGGCUGCCAGCGGAUCACCCGGAAAUCCUGCAACCUGACCAUGGAAACGGGCAACUUCAUGGAGCCCUACUACGCCCGGGUAACUGCCAUCAGCACGGGAGGCCGGUCAGUCACCAAGAUGACCGACCGGUUCACCUCGCUGCAACAGACUACCAUCAAGCCACCCGAUGUGACCUGUAUCCCCAAGGUGAGAUCCAUCCAGAUGGUCAUCCAUCCCACCUCCACACCUAUCCAAGCAGGGGAUGGCCACCGGCUCACCCUGGAGGAUAUCUUCCCUGACCUGUUCUACCGUUUAGAGCUCCAGGUCAACCAAACCUACCAAAUGCACCUUGGAGGGAAGCAGAGAGACUACGAGUUCACUGGCCUGACCCCUGACACAGAGUUCCUUGGGACCACCAUGAUUUUUGUUCCAAACUGGUCCAAAGAGAGCGCCCCCUACGUGUGCCGAGUGAAGACACUGCCAGAUCGGACGUGGACAUACUCCUUCUCGGGCGCCAUCCUCUUCUCCAUGGGCUUCGUCGUCGCGGGGCUCUGUUACCUGAGCUACAGAUACGUCUCCAAGCCACCUCCACCUCCCAACUCCCUGAACGUCCAGCGAGUACUAACCUUCCAGCCUCUGCGGUUCAUCCAGGAACACGUGCUGAUCCCCGUCUUUGACCUGAGCAGCCCCAGCAGUCUGGCUCAGCCCGUCCAGUACUCCCAAGUCAAGGUCUCUGGGCCCAGGGAGUCCCCAGGAGCCCCACCACAGCACAGUGUGUCUGAGAUCACCUAUCUUGGGCAGCCAGACAUCUCCGUUCUCCGGGCCUCUGGAGUGCCACCUCAGCAGACGCUCUCCUCACUGUCCUACGCACCCCAGGCGGCCCCUGAAGUCAAGCCCCUGUCCUAUGCGCCCCAAGUAACCCCCGAAGCUAAAACUCCAUGCUACACUGCACAGGCCAUGGCUGAGGUUCAGCCUCCCUCCUACACCCCUCAGACCGCUCCAGACCGCUGGCCUUCCUAUGGGACCUGCGGGGAAGGCUCUGGCAGAGACUCCCCAUCCGUGACACCCUCUAGUCUCCAACACCGCAGGACUAAAGGUCAGCUCCAGAAAAAGGCGCCAGCUGAAACCCAUAUCCCAGAUGGCCUUUCUCUGCAAGGGGUGACCUCCUUGGAUAUGAAGGACCCCCAAGAAGCAAAUUUCUUCCACCAGCCUCUGGGAGCUCACAAGGACAGAGCACCUGACCCCAGGGUACUACAUAGAGGGGAACCUGGGACACCAUCAUACCUAAAGGGCCAGCUCCCCCUUCUUGCCUCUGUCCAGAUCGAGGGCCACCCGGUCUCCCUCCCUUUGCACACUCCUUCCCUCCCAUGUUCCCCCACAGACCAGGAACCAAGUCCCUGGAGCCUGCUGGAGUCCCUCGUGUGUCCCAAGGAUGAGGGUCCUGAGUCUAGAAUGGAGACCCAGAGCCCAGCCUCUCAGGACUUAGACCUGGAGCCCCCCACAGAACUGGACUCUCUCUUUAGAGGCCUGGCCCUGACCGUGCAGUGGGAGGCCUGAGCAGAGAACAGGGCAGGUCGGGGCUUCCUCCUUGUCCCCACCCAAGCUCACAUCGUUGGCCAUCACUCCCACCCCCAACCUUGCCAUGUGCUCUGCAGCCUUGCCUCAGGGGAAUUCUCUUGAAAGAACCAGAGGAAAGAGGGACCUGGGGCCCCUGCCACGGCUGAGCGAGGUGUCAGAGCAAAGCGGCAUGAUAAGGACUCUGGCUGGAGGAUUCUGAGUGUGCGGCACGUGCAGAUGAGCUCCGCGGGGCAGGAGGGGACCAUCAGAGUGCUGGGUGUUAAUGCACGGAGACCUCACAGAGAUACAGCGCCACUGGCUCCUAAGAGGCUGGACACGAAGUUCUCCACCCCACUCCCAGCCAGUUUCAUAAGCUAAUUCAACAGAGAGUGAGGUCUCUACCUCCUCCUGAGAAACGGAGCCUGGAAAGGACACCCCACAGCAGGCUGGGCCAAACCAGAACUUGGCCCAUGAUAGCACGAUGGCAAGACUCCAGGGAGGGGUGCAGCCUGGGGCUCAGUCCCCACCAAGCCGCUGUUGAAAAUCCACACUGUCUCAACCUGGCUCCUCUGCCAGAGGCUUUACCCCAGGGGAAAAUCAGGUCUACCCGUGAGGGAGAACACACAGGCCUUUCCAGCCCGCAGAAGCUGUAGACCCUCUCCGGAGAGCAGGAUUCGUAAGGAACGGCGGCGGGGUGGAGGGGAGGCACACGGCCCCCAAGAAAGAGUACACACUUCAAGACUUUGAAAACUCAGCCUUGGGUUCAGCUCAUCUGGGUUCAAAUUUCCACCUUACCACUUACCAGCUGUAUGACUUCAAGCAAAUGAAUCACUGCUCAAAACCUCAGUUUCUUCACCUGUAAAAUGGGGAUCGUAAGACCGACUCCACGGGGUUGUGGUGAGGAUGACGUUAACAAUGUCUAUAAAGCAUUUCAUGGGGCCUGGCCCGUGGGCAGUGCCCAAUCAAUGUAGCUACGUCCCCUUGUGAUUUUUUGUAAUCGGGCCGCACAGUGAGUGACCCACUCCCCCAGCUCAGGGUGGUUUCACAUGGGGCAUUUUUUCGUGGGCUCAAAUUAUCCUGACUUUUUCAGGAUUGCUCGAGGCCAGGCCAGAGGGGCUAGACUACCUGGGGGAGGUGGAAGGACGGCGGGGCCUUCUGGAAACAGGGUCCAAAGACAAAUGGAGCCUUCUCUCUGAGGUUGCAGGGGGAAGUUGUUUGGGAGUGCGGUGGCAUUCCCUGAAGAUCUCCUUCCCCACACCUCAGCAGAGGCAGUGAGGUGCUCGGUACUUGGUGUUCGGUACUUGGUGGUCAGUACUUGGUGCUCGGUGCUCGGUGCUCGGUACUCGGUGCUCGCUCACUUGCCUUUCUGCCCCCGUGGCCGCUCUCCCAUAAGGAAAUGGCUCCUUGCUUGUGCUUACAGCAUGCUGGCAUGUCCUUUGUGUCAUUCACCUCCCAGAUGACCCUAGGAUGAGAUAACCAAGGUCCAGAGAGAAGGGACCCAGCUAGGGGGCCUCCCACUGAAGCCAGGACACCGACACCGCUGGAGCUCAAACCCAGCGUUUCCAUCCUCCUCACGAGAAGGAGCUUCCCACACUAGUGUGGGUUCUCGGAGAUGGGAUGGAGGGGGCGGAAGGAAGGCGGCCCCAAUGGGGUCUUUAAGGGGUCAGGACCUGUUGACACCCUGUUGUCCCAAAACCUCUUCUGAACAUUUCUAAGAAACAAGAUCAACGUCUGUUGCCUCAGCAUGACCUUCCCGAGUAUACAAUGUCCUCCGUUCUCUGCACCCAGAUGUGUCUCCCACCUCUUCCUCACCACCCCCCCACCCACACACAACACAGCACCAGCUGGUGGUGCUCUUAUCUGCUUGUUAUUAAUUUUUAACAUCUCUUCAGGGUCACGGGUCUAGAUCCAAUAUCUCCAUAACAGAGGGGUGGGCCACCCUCCUGACCACCUCGGCUGCUCUCUCAGCAGCCGCUAAGGUGGCCCCGUGAUUAUUCCCCUCCCCCACACUGCAAACAAGUCUAUUUCCUGUCACUUGGGGUGAACUUGGCCAAAGGUUGACUAUCUUCAGUAAUGAGAAACAACUUAACAGCCAGACUGUUCUCACCAGGUAAGUGGGACAGGGAGUCACAGAGAUAGAUCUAUUUUUAAGGCCAUAAAAGGGCUGAGAAGCUCUCUAAGCUCCUAGGGGUGACAGAUGUCCCAGCUAUCCAUGACUUUCUGAGGGUGGAGCCUGAGUGCCUAAGAGGAGAGAGGAAUGGCUCUGAGCCC
Messenger RNA from Lutra lutra (Eurasian river otter), 4110 nucleotides. RefSeq names its product interleukin 22 receptor subunit alpha 1 (gene IL22RA1). Gene Ontology annotation, molecular function: protein binding. The record is from RefSeq and is a predicted model, not a curated record. Lineage: Eukaryota; Metazoa; Chordata; Mammalia; Carnivora; Mustelidae. The transcript has 7 exons. The coding region runs from base 97 to 1839 and encodes 580 amino acids.